AUGAAUAACUCUAGCCAGUCCUUUGUGAGCCCUGCAACAUUCAAUGCAAACGACUUAGAUUUCAGAGACUUCUUGGACUUGCCUCAGUCUUCUCCUGCCCGAGUUCCAGAAAUCCCAAUCGAAACUGAAGACCUUUAUUCUACUAAGAAAUCGACCGGGAGGAAGCAAAUCGUUGACACCAAGAUUUUAAAUCGCUUUGAAAGCUUAUCUAAGCCUAAGCCUCCAAAGAAAGAGUAUCUACGAUGCAAAAUGAUUAGAGGCCACAAGCGUGUCAAUCGACAAAUUGAAAGAGGUAUCAAGCCUAAAAGGACUUUAAAUGUUUUUUCAGCUAAGGCCAAAAGUUACUGGGACCAGCUCCUCAAGUCGUUCAACCAGUAUAAAUCCAUUCUCAGCCAAGAAAGUAAGACUGAAGCUGGCCCGAAAACUGAUGGAAAAACAAAGCGUAAAGGUGAAGAAAAUGACCUGCCUAAAAGCUUUAAUGGGAAAUUUUGUCGAAAAUAUUUCGAGCCAAUUGAAGUAAGAGAAUCUUAUUUCUACUACACAGAAUAUGUCUUUUCAGAGUUUGACCCUGAUGUUCUGUGUAAAAAAUUCAAGUUGAGAUGCUGCAGAGCUCCUCAGCACUCUUCAGAAUGCAUGAAUAGCUGAAAAUUACUUAAGUUUUAUGUCCAGAAAAUCAUGUUCGAUAAUUUAGGCAUUGAGCCUUGGAUGUCAGUGGAAAGCACGAACGAUAUGUCCAAGUAUUCAACAAUCCAGAGCAAAAUUGUUGAAAAGGGCAUUGACGAGAUCAUUGACGUUUGCGACCCUGAAGAUUUCAAAGGAGAAAGCCUUUGCUUGUUCAAAGAAGUGGAUGAUGGGGACAUUGACCCUGAUCUAUUCUUUGGGUUGUAA
Blepharisma stoltei is the source of this 888-nucleotide messenger RNA. The record is from the annotation of a GenBank genome assembly. Lineage: Eukaryota; Ciliophora; Heterotrichea; Heterotrichida; Blepharismidae.